This is a messenger RNA of Closterium sp. Naga37s-1, 2184 nucleotides long. Lineage: Eukaryota; Viridiplantae; Streptophyta; Zygnematophyceae; Desmidiales; Closteriaceae. The record is from the annotation of a GenBank genome assembly.
AUGGCUCCAGCAGAGACUGACGAGGGUGAGGCUGCUGACGAGCCACCGAAUGAUCCGCCCGCGCGGACAGGCCUCGACUUUCUGCGUGCGGUGCAUGCGAACCCUCCGCCUGUAGACACUGCAGGCCCGUCUGCUUGCAGCAAUGAGAAAGAGGCCGUUGCAACGCCGUGUGCCUCUAAUCCCGUCGCGCCAGACAGUGCUCCCGCCACUGUCAGCGUCACAGAGGUGGGUGAGUCAUCGUCUGCAGCCUCGAAAAAGCGGCGUCGCUUCGCGCAAGGCUUCCUACCGUUCGACACGCCCCCUGCGAAACCGACUCCGCCUCCCGUUCCUGUGCAAGCUCCGAACCGUGCGUCCCGUGAGCUCACCGACGCUGAGAAGGCUGAGGAGAAAUUUCUUAAGGCGCAGCAGCUAUACAUCACGCAGUGGCUGCCGAGGUUUGACUGGCUGCUGCUUGACAAGAACGACGAGGGCCUGCCCAUUCUGCGAUGCAGCAUUUGCGUGGAACAUGGGAAAGACGACGCGAAGUUCAGACGGAACGGCACGAGGGGACGCGAUCUGCAGGUCGGCUCGAUGCGCUGUCACAAGCUGAGCGGCCGCCACGACGAAGCCAUGAAACGGCAGCGGACGCUCAUGGCGGAGAUCGAGAAGCAGAAGCGGAUCGACGAUUUCGCCAACACCGACAAGGAGGGCGCGCGGCUUACACGUCUCAUGCGCGGCGUGGAGUUCAUCUGCGACCAUGACGCGCCGAUCGCCAUGUUCCCGAAGCUAAUAGGCUUUCUCGCAGAGGAGGGAGUCGAGGACAUACCGCUCCAUGAAGCCUUGGUGGUCAAGGAUGCUGCGAAAGCUUUCCCCGACCUUAACAUGAUCGAUGCUGCUGUGCGUGCUGAGGGGGAAAUCAUCUGCCUGGCCAAGGAAGUCGACCACACGAUCACCAUCAUCACGCACCGGUACAUCGUGUACGGCGCGACAUUUGGGGGCGGGGUCAGCAAGCUGCUGUCCAAGUUCAUCAAAGAGCAUGGAGGCGACAACAGGACGAUGGUGGUUGAAGGGAUUGACGCGGAGGGGCGGCAGACAACACACAAGUUCGAGCUGAGCGAGACACCUAUCAAGAAACACAAGUUUGGGGGCACGCUUGCUGACUGCGAGAAGCUGUGCACUGGUUUCGCGAAGGAAAUCGUCGCGAGAAUGAAGUACCGCAUGUGGGACUUGCAGCAUUUGGACGGCGCGAAGCUGUUUCAAGUUGAAUCGUGGCCAUCCAGAGACGACCAGCACGAAUUGAAGACACUCGAGUGGCUUGCGCAAAACGACGAGCUGUUUGGCGGAUUGCUUCCAGGAUCAACAUCGCUUCGGAGAGCCAUUCGUGCUGAGGCCGCUUCGGACGCUCAACAAAACGGAGCAGCGACAGAAAAGGCCGCUGCGCUGAUCCUUAUCCGACAUGGCGAGUCUCUCUGGAACUCCAAGAACCUAUUCACAGGCUGCGUGGACGUUCCUCUGUCGGAGAAGGGUGUCAAUGAGGCCAUUGAAGCAGGAAAGAGAAUCUCCGAGAUUCCCGUGGAUGUCAUUUUCACCUCCGCGUUGAUCCGCGCUCAAAUGACCGCCAUGCUGGCCAUGACGCAGCAUCGCCGUAACAAGGUUCCUGUCAUCCUGCACGAGGAGAGCCAGAGAGCCAAGGAUUGGAGCCGAAUCUUCAGCGAGAACACUGAUGAGGAGAUCAUUCCCGUGAUCACUGCGUGGGAACUGAACGAACGCAUGUACGGAGAACUCCAAGGAUUGAACAAGAAGGAGACGGCAGACAAAUACGGCAUGGAGCAGGUCGUCCUCUGGCGCCGAUCCUACGACGUCCCGCCUCCCAACGGCGAGUCCCUCGCCAUGUGCGCUGAGCGCGCUGUGGCAUACUUCAAGGAAAAUGUGGAGCCGAGACUCACGGCUGGCGAGAAUGUGAUGAUUGCGGCGCAUGGCAACUCGCUUCGUGCCAUCAUCAUGUACCUUGACAGCCUUACGUCGCAGGAGGUGAUUGAGCUGGAGCUCUCUACGGGCGUCCCCAUGCUCUACAUCUUCCAAGGAAGCAAGUUCCUCCGCAGGGGCUCUCCCCUCCGCUCAAAUGAUAUCGGCGUCUUUGCACUCACAGAGGAUCUGGCGCAAUAUAGAACCAUGCUGGACACUAUAUCUGAAGGCCGGGGCUGA